ACGAGGGAGGUGGAGGUUGCGGCGGGUUUGAAAGCGGCAGUUUCCUGGCAGCUUGGGCAGGCGUUGGUCUCUGAGCUCCAGCUCCACGGCAGCGGCCGGGAUCGAUCCAGCGAGGGGUGUACGCGUGAUUCUGCGCGCCCCCACGGGUUUUUCCCGUCCGGGCUCUUCCCCCUUGACCUCCCCGCCCCCCGGCCUCAGCCUUUCCCGCCGCUGGGCGCGGAGCCCGGGGGCCAGCGGUCGCCUGUGACCCCGCCUGAAACCCCUCCGGAGCCGCCUGGGGACAAUUCCCUUCUCCUUUCUGCAGUCUAACCUGGGCUAGCCCUCCCGGAUCCCGGCCGACCCCGAGGAGCAGCGCAGCCGCGAGGGUGCCUGAGGGGCGUCUUGGGGCUUGGAGUGGCCCGGCCCCCAGCGGGCUGUGGUCGAGGGGGCGCGGGCGCGGCGAGGCCCCCCCCCUCGCCGGGCUGCGUGGGCCGCCCGGGCCCCCGCUGCCCGCGCGGGGUCUCCUCCAUGGUGCAGCGGGGUUCGGGAUGUCGAAGACACUGAAGAAGAAGAAGCACUGGCUCAGCAAGGUGCAGGAGUGCACGGUGUCCUGGGCCGGGCCCCCGGGCGACUUGGGCGUGGAGAUCCGGGGCGGCGCGGAGCGCGGCGAGUUCCCCUACCUGGGGCGGCUUCGCGAGGAGCCCGGCGGCGGGGGCACCUGCUGCGUCGUCUCGGGCAAAGCGCCCGGCGCCGGCGAUGUGCUGCUGGAGGUGAACGGGACUCCUGUCAGCGGGCUCACCCACCGGGACACCCUGGCUGUCAUCCGCCACUUCCGCGAGCCCAUCCGCCUCAAGACCGUGAAGCCCGGCAAAGUCAUUAAUAAAGAUUUGCGACAUUACCUGAGCCUUCAGUUUCAGAAAGGAUCGAUUGACCACAAACUGCAGCAAGUGAUCAGAGAUAACCUCUACCUGAGAACCAUCCCGUGCACCACAAGGGCCCCCAGGGAUGGGGAAGUGCCAGGGGUCGACUAUAAUUUCAUUUCUGUUGAGCAGUUCAAAGCCCUGGAAGAGAGUGGAGCAUUAUUAGAAAGUGGAACGUAUGAUGGAAACUUCUACGGCACUCCCAAGCCUCCAGCAGAGCCCAGCCCCUUCCAGCCCGACCCUGUGGAUCAGGUCCUCUUUGACAAUGAGUUUGACGCCGAAUCCCAAAGAAAACGAACUACAUCUGUCAGCAAGAUGGAAAGAAUGGACAGCUCUCUUCCUGAAGAGGAGGAAGAUGAGGACAAGGAAGCUGUUAACGGCACUGGCACCGCAGAACACAGGGAGAGGCAUUCCGAGCCAUCCGACUGGGCGAGGACCGUCCCGAGUUACAGCCAAACCAGCAGCGCCAUGGACUUCCGGAACUACACGAUGAGAGAGGAGACCCUGGAGCCGCUGCCCAAAAACUGGGAGAUGGCCUACACGGACGCGGGGAUGAUCUACUUCAUCGACCACAACACCAAAACCACCACCUGGUUGGAUCCUCGUCUCUGUAAGAAAGCGAAAGCCCCCGAGGACUGUGAAGACGGAGAACUUCCUUAUGGCUGGGAGAAAAUAGAGGACCCUCAGUACGGGACGUACUAUGUCGAUCACCUUAACCAGAAAACCCAGUUUGAAAAUCCAGUGGAGGAAGCCAAGAGGAAAAAGCAGUCAGGACAGCCUGAUGUGGGGUCUUCAAAACCAGACAUGGAGAAGCCCCACUUCACCCGAGACCCGGCCCAGCUGAAGGGCAUCCUGGUGCGCGCGGCGCUGAGGAAAAGCGCGAUGGGCUUCGGCUUCACCAUCAUCGGCGGGGACAGGCCCGACGAGUUCCUGCAGGUGAAGAACGUGCUGAAAGACGGGCCUGCCGCUCAGGACGGGAAGAUCGCACCAGGCGACGUCAUUGUAGAUAUCAACGGCAACUGUGUCCUUGGCCACACCCACGCAGAUGUCGUCCAGAUGUUUCAGCUGGUGCCUGUCAAUCAGUACGUGAACCUCACCUUGUGUCGUGGUUACCCGCUGCCGGACGACAGUGAAGACCCUGUCGUGGACAUGGUGGCCGCUACCCCUGUCGUCAACGGGCAGUCAGCCGCCAGGGGAGACACUGGCGGGAGCACUCAGGACUUCAGGUCGGGAGCCCUGGUCCUGGACCAGAACGGGAAGUCGGGACAGCCCCUGGCCAGCGACCGCCUCAAUGGGCCGUCGGAUCCGAGCGAGCAGAGGGCGUCCACGGCGUCGUCGGGCAGCUCGCAGCCGGACCUCGUGACUGUGCCUCUGGUCAAGGGCCCCAAGGGCUUCGGGUUCGCCAUCGCGGACAGCCCCUCGGGACAGAAGGUGAAGAUGAUCCUGGACAGUCAGUGGUGUCCGGGCCUCCGGAAGGGGGACAUAAUUAAGGAAAUCUACCACCAGAACGUGCAGAGUUUGACCCACCUGCAGGUGGUGGAGGUGCUGAAGCAGUUUCCGGUGGGGGCGGACGUGCCCUUGCUCAUCCUGAGAGGAGGUCCUCCUUCACCAACGAAAACUACCAAAAUGAAAGCAGAUAAAAAGGACAAUUCAGGAAGUCUGGAGGCCAUAAAUGAGCCCAUGCCCCAGCCGAUGCCUUUCCCGCCCAGCAUUAUCAGGUCAGGAUCCCCGAAACUGGAUCCCUCUGAGGUCUACCUGAAAUCUAAGACUUUGUAUGAAGAUAAACCGCCAAACACCAAAGAUUUGGACGUUUUUCUUCGGAAGCAGGAGUCGGGGUUUGGCUUCAGGGUGCUGGGCGGAGACGGACCCGACCAAUCUAUAUACAUCGGGGCCAUCGUCCCCCUGGGCGCCGCUGAGAAGGACGGCCGGCUGCGUGCGGCCGACGAGCUGAUGUGCAUCGACGGCAUUCCCGUCAAGGGGAAGUCCCACAAGCAAGUGCUGGACCUGAUGACCACCGCCGCCCGCAACGGCCACGUGCUGCUCACCGUGCGCAGGAAGAUCUUCUGUGGCGAGAAACAACCUGAGGAUGACAGCUCCCAAGCCUUUGUUCCAACACAGAACGGGUCUCCCCGCCUGAGCCGAGCGGAAGCGGCAGCCCGGCCUGCGCCCCAGGAGGCCUACGAUGUCGUCCUGCAGCGGAAGGAGAAGGAAGGGUUCGGCUUCGUCAUCCUCACCUCCAAAAACAAGCCGCCUCCGGGAGUCAUUCCCCAUAAAAUCGGCCGAGUCAUAGACGGAAGCCCCGCCGACCGCUGUGGGAAGCUCAAGGUCGGAGACCUCAUCUCCGCAGUGAACGGGCAGUCCAUCGUCGACCUGUCCCACGACGGCAUCGUGCAGCUGAUCAAGGACGCCGGCGUCACCGUCACCCUGACGGUCAUUCCCGAAGAAGCAGAGCACCACGGCCCGCCGUCGGGAACCAACUCAGCCAGGCAGAGCCCAGCCCUGCAGCACAGGCCGGUGGGACAGUCUCAGGCCAACCACAUGCCUGGGGACAGAAGUGCCCUGGAAGGCGAGCUGGGGAAAGACGCCCCCGCUUCCUACCGACACUCGUGGUCCGACCACAAGCACCUCGCCCAGCCGGACACUGCGGUCAUCUCCGUGGUUGGCGGGCGGCACAGUCAGAGCCUGGGCUGCUACCCGGUGGAGCUGGAGAGGGGCCCCCGGGGCUUCGGGUUCAGCCUCCGAGGGGGCAAGGAGUACAACAUGGGGCUGUUCAUCCUGCGCCUGGCCGAGGACGGGCCCGCCCUCAAGGACGGCCGGAUCCACGUGGGCGACCAGAUUGUGGAAAUCAACGGAGAACCCACCCAAGGCAUCACACACACCCGCGCAAUCGAGCUCAUUCAGGCCGGUGGGAAUAAAGUUCUUCUUCUUCUGAGGCCAGGAACUGGCUUGAUACCCGACCACGGUCACUGGGAUAUCACUCAACCCUCAUCUUCAAACGUGAUUUACGACGAACAGCCACCGUUUCCCCCCCCUUCUCACUCUGCGUCCGUGUGUGAGGAGCCGCCCCGCGUGCCAGGAACCGAGGAAGCCUCCGCCAGAGCGCGGGUGUGUGAAAAGGCGGAAGAAUUCAAGGACGUGGGGCCUGAAAAGAAGGGCACUUUAAACCAGUCUGAGAUGAAGCGCCAGCCUCUUCUGCAGAAAGAUGGGAGUAAAAGGGAUGCCCCCGGCAGCCACGGGCACAGUGACAAGAAGCAUCUCUUACAAGUAGAAAACGGUGUUGCCCAAAGAGGCAGGUCCGCUAGUCCCAAAAAGUCAGCCGGUCGCUACACAGAGGAACAUUUAGAAAAGACUCCAGGCCCUCCCAAAAACGACCCCAAAAGGAGACCCCGAGAGCGCUCGCCCAGCCCUAGGAAAGGGGAGGCGAAGAGCUGCCCGGGCAGCGCUGCGGCGGGCUCCGGCCAGGGUCGCGCCAGCAGGGGCCGGGGACGCUCCUCCAGCCCAAAGAAGCAGCCGAGAGCGGAAGGGUGGCAGGACCAGCAGGACCAGCCCAACGCUGAAGCCGCAGCCCCCGAGGUGGAGGGCCGACGGGCCCCGGGGGGCGGGGCUCGUGGGGGUGCCCAGCAGACAGCGGACGGGAGGGGACGGCCGGGUGUCGGCAGGAAAGACACAAAGCAGAGGCCGCGGUCCCCGGAGGAGAAGAGCAAGCGAAUGGAUGAGAGGUCCCCGGCGAGUAACUUCGUGAGCAGAGGAGCACCCGAAAGUGAAAAGGGAAAGAGGGCCCCCUUAGGAGAGACGAGCAGAGAGCGAGCGGCCCCGAACGCACUCGAAGCCGACCAGGGAGAAGGCGAGGUGGCCGACAGGAGCCGGGAGCGUGGCGGCGGCGGGGCGCAGCCCGAGCGGGGCUCUCCGGCCAGGAAGCCGCCCAUCACCCCGGGGCCCUGGAAGGUGCCCAGCGCCGGCAGGGCCUCGGGCGUGACUGGGGUGGUGGAGAAACGGCAGUGAUUCUCAGUAGAAAACGAAGGAAAACAGGUCGUGACCUCUCCUUACAAAAAAGAAAAAGCGACGUUUCCCCCCAGAAAUUCGGAAAUACAUUUUGAUUAUCAAGUUCCCGAGGCUGCAGGCAGGGCCUUCAGGUUCGCAGAGCAGCCCCGGUCCCCAGCCAGCUGCCCUCCGUCACCCUCACCCGACACGCCCAGCCCGUCCUCCGGGUGUCGGGACAAAUGAAGGACGUCGAUGUGAACAGUGUGGUCACAAAGGACUCUAGCUGUGCCAAGGCACCUGCUGCAUCAUGUCUGUUACCCUCCCCACUCAGCUGUUUCCACGGUAACGAGAAAAUGACGCUGGGCUUGGAAGUCGACCUUCUCAGUAGCAUGUUGCAUGUUUACGGAGAGAACUACUUGAGUCCCCGCAGGAGGAGAGGAACUCACCCUUGGGGGGGCGGGGUCCCUUCCCGCAGCUCCAGGCGAAGUCCCGUUUAAAGCCGCCACACCCCAGACCUCUCCACUGCAGAGAAAAACAGGUAGUCAAAUAUUGACAGUUCCGGUCUUGUAUUUUAACUCAGCUGGGCAAGGUAUUUCAAAUAACUGUUACAGAGCUUACUUACAAUUGAGUGUUGGAAAAGGAGGAAGUAUAAUUUGUUAAGCAAUUAAGUUCACCUCCUGCCGGGUGACCCAGCCCCGAUGUCCUCAGAGCAGCUCAUGUGGAAAUAGUGCGUGUUGCUAUUUGAAGAAAAACUACCAAAUUCCUAUUUCUGGCUAUUUUGGUUGUACCUGCUAAGUCAUUCGUUGUUAAUACAUGUUUUAAGAGCCAAAAUAUUAUGCGGACUGUGUGAGGGACUUAACUUGUGUGACCGGUUUCACAGUCUACCGCCCGGCCGCUCUGGUCGCAGGCGGACGGGCCCGGAGGGGACGCAGACCCUGCAGGUGAGGCCAGGCAUGGGGACGGGCAGCACUGGCCAGAUCUUCGUUUUCUAGCUACGUUAACUUUCUUUGUUAAAAACAAGAAAGGACACCCCUGGAGUGUGACUGCAGUUUAAGAGGCUGCGACUACACAUAAAAUACACUUUAAUGAACACAUCAGCGACAAAGGGUGGUUUUGGACAAGGUACGGGGAGAAGGAAGCGGUCCCCAGGCCGCUCCUGGUCCGUGGUGGUCCGCCAGCGGUGGGGCGUGGCCAGAGUCCCCCAGUGCUUUCUCAAAGUCACCUGGAAGGUGGAGACGGUGUUCCACUCCGCAAAACAGACCCAGGUUUUUCAGUCUCCUGAGGCAGCAUUCAGCAGCAUCUAGAAAUCCAGGAACUCUCGGAGUGAAACCAGUUUAGGGAGCACUGGACCACACUUGUUCUGUCGCCCUGGUUCCACCCUGCUCCUGGGCCGCGUGCCGGGGCCCUUCCUCGCGGAGUCUGACCGUGAAACUCGCUGGCAGGAGCCCGGGUCAGCCCCUGUAGGUAGAGACGAGCCGCCCCGUCCUGUGCUCCCCCACCUGUAACUACUUGAAUAGAGCAAAGUUAGAAGGCUUGGUAAAUGCUAGGAGUUUAUUACCACAGAAGUGAUUUAUUUCCCCUAUAGACCACAAUUAGUGAUAAAAAUCCUAUUUUUAUUGUUAACUGUGACGCAACUUGGCUGUCAUAUGUUGUCGGUCUGAUGUGGCUCUUUCCUUUCCAAGUCCCCUGUCACUGUCUUGACUGAAUACUGACUGAGCAACGCGGCCUUGGAACGCUGAGCAGACAUGGAUGUCCUGGUUGUAAAUGUUUGUACAUUGUACAGCACCUUUAUAUACACACUCGAGUUCUGAUUAGAGAGAGAGAUCUGUAAAUUGCUCGUUAUUUUUUAUAUAGAUAUUAAAGAAACAAAAACCAAA
Molecule: messenger RNA, 6757 nt
Organism: Phyllostomus hastatus (greater spear-nosed bat)
Lineage: Eukaryota; Metazoa; Chordata; Mammalia; Chiroptera; Phyllostomidae
Gene: MAGI3
Product: membrane associated guanylate kinase, WW and PDZ domain containing 3
Exons: 21
Coding region: 528-4901 (1457 amino acids)
Biological process (GO): signal transduction
Cellular component (GO): cytoplasm
Molecular function (GO): protein binding
Source: RefSeq, a predicted model, not a curated record